Messenger RNA from Euleptes europaea (tarantolino), 3136 nucleotides. RefSeq names its product ephrin type-B receptor 5. Gene Ontology annotation, molecular function: ATP binding; transmembrane-ephrin receptor activity; protein binding. The coding region runs from base 1 to 3120 and encodes 1039 amino acids. The record is from RefSeq and is a predicted model, not a curated record. Gene Ontology annotation, cellular component: neuron projection; plasma membrane. Gene Ontology annotation, biological process: central nervous system projection neuron axonogenesis; axon guidance; cell surface receptor protein tyrosine kinase signaling pathway. The transcript is spliced from 16 exons. Lineage: Eukaryota; Metazoa; Chordata; Lepidosauria; Squamata; Sphaerodactylidae.
AUGUGGAUUUCCCUCUGCUCGGCACAUGAAGACUCCACGCCCUUCUUGCCCAACAGAACAUCAUCUGAGGUCACUGUGACGUAUGGAAGAUGGUGGGACUUCUCAAGAAGCUUCUUGGACCCUAAUGGCACCGUAAGAAAAAAGAGAAGAGCCAUGGGAAUAGUUUGGCUGUGGAUGGCCUGUCUUCUUGGCCUGGCAGCUUCUCUAGAAGAAAUUCUUUUGGAUACGACGGGGGAGACGUCUGAGAUUGGCUGGACUGCGCAUCCUCCUGACGGGUGGGAUGAGGUGAGCGUGUUGGAUGACAAAAAGCGGCUGAUCCGUACCUUUGAAGUGUGCAACGUCGGGGAUCCGGGCCAGAACAACUGGCUCCGCACGCACUUCAUAGAGCGGCGAGGCGCCCGCCGGGUCCACAUCCGCCUCCGCUUUUCCGUGCGCGACUGCGCCAGCAUGAGGAACGUGGCCUCGUCCUGCAAGGAGACCUUCACUCUUUACUACCACGAGGCGGAGGCUGACGUCGCCACUCCGGAGCACCCCGAGUGGCAGGAGGGGCCGUGGACCAAAGUGGAUACAAUUGCGGCCGACGAGAGCUUCUCGCAGGUGGACAGCACCGGGAAGGUGGUGAAGAUGAACGUGAAGGUGCGCAGCUUCGGUCCACUCUCCAAGCCAGGGUUCUACUUGGCCUUCCAAGACUCGGGGGCGUGCAUGUCCUUGGUGGCCGUCCAGGUCUUCUUUUACAAGUGCCCGACGGUGGUGAAGGGGUUUGCCUCCUUCCCGGAGACGUUUGCCGGAGGGGAAAGGACAUCGUUGGUGGAGGCGCUAGGGACUUGCGUGGCUGACGCGGAGGAGGCGAGCACCGCCGGCUCCUCUGGGGUGCGGCUGCACUGCAACGGGGAAGGCGAGUGGAUGGUAGCCAUCGGGAGGUGCGCCUGCCGGGCUGGCUACGAGCCUGCGGAUGACGAGAGAGUCUGCAAAGCUUGCGCUGCUGGCACCUUCAAGGCAUCUGUGGGGGAUGCCCCCUGCAGUCCGUGUCCUCCCCACAGCUAUUCUUCCACGCCGGGCUCCAGCGAAUGCGCCUGCCUAGCCCGAUACUACCGUUCGUCUUUGGACACCUCCGAUGCCCCCUGUACCAGCACCCCCUCGGCCCCACGUGACCUCAGCUACGAGAUUCUCGGCUCCAACGUCCUCUUGACCUGGCGUCUCCCCAAGGACCUGGGUGGCCGGAAGGACGUCUUCUUCAACGUCAUCUGCAAAGUGUGCCCGACGGGAUCCCCGGGGCCUUGCGUGCGUUGCGGGGACAGCGUCCAGUUUGAGCCGCGCCAGGUGGGGCUGACGGAGAGUCGGGUGCAAGUCUCCAACCUCCUGGCCCGCGUGCAGUACACCUUUGAGAUCCAGGCUGUCAACCUGGUGACGGAGCUGAGCCCCGACGCCCCCCAGUAUGCUGCCCUCAACGUUAGCACCAGCCAAUCAGUCCCUUCGGCUGUUCCCAUGAUGCACCUGGUGAGCCGCACAAUGAGCAGCAUCACCUUGUCUUGGCCGCAGCCGGACCAGCCAAACGGGAUCAUCUUGGACUAUCAGCUGCGCUAUUUCGACAAGUCAGAAGACGAGGACAACUCUUUCACGGUGACCAGUGAGACAAACAUGGCCACCAUCUCCAGUCUGAGCCCGGGAAAGAUAUACGCCUUCCAAGUGCGAGCCCGGACUGCGGUGGGUUAUGGGCCCUACAGUGGAAAGAUGUAUUUCCAGACGCUGGUGGGAAGUGAGCGCUCCGUGAUGGUGCAUGACCGACUGCCUCUGAUUGUGGGUUCAGCUCUUGGGGGUCUCGCCUUCCUGGUCAUCGCCGCCAUCGCCAUCCUCGCCAUUGUCUUCAAGAGCAAGCGGCGAGAGACUCCCUAUACGGAUCGCUUGCAGCAGUACAUCAGCACCAGGGGCCUUGGGGUCAAAUACUACAUCGAUCCCUCCACCUACGAAGAUCCCAGUGAAGCUAUUCGGGAAUUUGCGAAGGAAAUUGACGUGUCUUUUGUCAAGAUCGAGGAGGUCAUUGGAUCAGGAGAGUUUGGAGAGGUGUGCUUCGGGCGCCUGAAACCUCCAGGAAAACGGGAAUACACAGUGGCUAUUAAAACCUUGAAGGCAGGCUACACGGACGAGCAGCGUCGGGAAUUCCUGAGCGAGGCCAGCAUCAUGGGACAGUUUGAGCACCCGAACGUCAUCCGCCUGGAGGGCGUGGUCACCAAGAGCCGCCCCGUCAUGAUCGUCACAGAAUUCAUGGAGAACGGGUCUCUGGAUUCCUUCCUCCGGCAAAAGGAAGGGCAGUUCAGCGUGUUGCAGCUGGUGGGAAUGCUGCGGGGCAUAGCCGCCGGCAUGCGUUACCUUUCGGAUAUGAAUUACGUCCACCGGGACUUGGCUGCCCGAAACAUCCUGGUCAACAGCAACCUGGUUUGCAAGGUGUCCGAUUUUGGAUUGUCGAGGUUCUUGGAGGAUGACGCCUCAAAUCCCACAUACACAGGAGCCCUGGGUGGCAAGAUCCCGAUUCGCUGGACGGCCCCAGAAGCAAUCCAGUAUCGCAAAUUCACAUCCUCAAGUGAUGUCUGGAGCUACGGCAUUGUGAUGUGGGAGGUCAUGUCUUAUGGUGAAAGGCCCUACUGGGACAUGUCAAAUCAAGACGUUAUUAACGCGAUCGACCAGGAUUAUCGCCUGCCCCCUCCCCCGGACUGCCCCACCGUCUUGCACCUGCUGAUGCUGGACUGUUGGCAGAAGGAACGGGUCCAGAGGCCCAAAUUUGAGCAGAUCGUGAGUGCCUUGGACAAGAUGAUCCGCAAGCCGUCCGUCCUCAAAGCCACCGGCACCGGCAACAGCAGGCCAUCCCAGCCUCUGCUGAGCAACUCGCCCCCUGAUUUCCCGUCCCUCACCAAUGCCCACGAGUGGCUGGACGCCAUCAAAAUGGGUCGCUACAAGGAGAACUUUGACCAGGCUGGCCUGACAACCUUUGACGUCAUCUCCCGCAUGACUUUAGAAGACAUCCAGCGUAUCGGCAUCAGCUUGGUGGGUCAUCAGAAGAAGAUCCUCAACAGCAUCCAGCUCAUGCGGGUUCACCUCAACCAGCUCGAACCCGUCGAGGUCUGAUGCAUGGCGCGUCCUU